CAUUAGUAACGGUUUCGCAUUCAAACAUGGCGGCGGCCAGGCGAGUUGUGGAUGACACGGUCCGCUAUUAUUUGUUUCCGAAGCUCGAAAACCCCGCAAAGGCGAGACUUGAGCUCGAAAAGAGGGCCGAGCUGUACACAGCCAAGCUCCUUCCGCUCAUAACCAGCUACAUUUGGCAGGACGAGCAGUUCAACUUGUGCGUAGUUGACGCACAAAGAGACGGUGUUCCACCCCAUUUGGAAGGCAGCACGUACUUCGGAGACAACGUCGAGGACGAGUGGUUUAUCGUGUAUCUGCUCUACGAGCUCACCAAGGAUGACAAGGACUUGGUCGUCAAGGUCGAGGACACGGACGGAGAGUUCCUGCUCAUAGAGGCUGCCGAGCACCUUCCCAAGUGGUUGAAUCCGGAGACUAGUGAAAAUCGAGUGUAUAUUUAUCGUAAUAGCCUGCACGUGGUCCCCCUGGAGAAUGGCAAGGCCUCAGAAAGUGCCCCGGCACCUAGAAUUGACGAUGCCAUCACACAUAUCAGGUCUUCAAUCACAAAGACAAAGGCCGCACCGGGAGUGCAGAAGUCGCUGGCGGCCCGCUUCCACGAUGCACCAGCCCGGCACCGCACGAGCCAUCACCGGGCGCACUGCUACCUCCCGGCGGCAGCCGUGACCUUGCUCCAGCGGGACCCCGCCCUGCUGGGACCUGCGGUGGGGGCGUUUGUGUCACGUGACCCCCUCGACCUGAGGGCACUCAGGGCCAUGAGGCACUUCCCGCCCGAGACGCGUGUCAUGGCGGAGGUGCGCUUCACCCGCUGCCUCUACGCGCAGCUGAGGCAGCAGCGCUUCAUGCCCGAUCGCCGCGUUGGCUGGAACAUGCCGCCCCCUCACGCUCCCGAGUUCGUCGCCCACGACCUUGGCCUGAAACUGGCUUGUGGCCUGGAGAUUCUUGCUGCUGGGUCGGACAAGGUGGCCUCCAAUGGGGAACCUGACCUUGCUGAGCUUGGCGAUGAUGUUCGGUGGAAGCGCUUCCUCAAGAGUCUCACCACCAAGGGCUACUUUCAGGGUGAACUGGAAGGGUCCAAGUUGUACCACAUCCUGCUUCAGCGCGCCCGCGAGUACUUUGCGCAGACAGUCUUUGCGGUGGCCGACAGUGAGAGCGAGCGCCGCGGAAGGUGCUCGGCCCGCGCGCGGGUGUCACGGCUUCUGCGGCAGCUCGAUGUCAACGUUGAGAAACUCCGGGAAGAGAGCGAGAAGCUGGGAGAGCCAGACGAUGAAAAGUGGAUGGAGGUCACGCCGCAGGAUUUGGACCGCCUGCUCGAGGACUACUCGUCACGGGGUCCUGGCGAACAGAAACACAAGGACACUGCAUCCACGCACAAGGAUGAAGAAACCCUUGGCAAGACCAUUGCCGAGAGCCUGGACCGGUUUGUGCGUCACGUCUCGGACUAUGAAGGAGCAGAAGUGCCAUCAAAUGCAGUGGCCAAGGAUAAGUCACAGCCGAGUGAAGCCAAUAGUCAAGCCAAAGGCGAUGGAAUUGACUUUGAUCCUGACCGUUUCGUCGAGGCACUUGGGGCAAUUCUCGAUUUCAAGCUGCCGACAUCAGAUGACGAGUCUAGCUCGUCCAUGAGCAGCUACGGGGAUGAAGUUGACUCUCACGAUCGCCUGGCUGAUGUCAUCAAUGGUGGCAGUGACAGCUAUGGCAGUGAUGAUGACGAUUUGAACGGACCCGGGGUGGACCUGUCGCGCCUGGCCUUGGACAUGAAGAGCUACAUGGAGCUGAUGGACCAGGAGUUGGCAGGGACCAAUGUCGGACUGAGCUUCGAACGGCAGCCAGCAGCCAAGUCGACGGCGGCCAAGAAGGAAGCCAAUCCAGAUGCCGCAUCGUCACCAUCCAAGGCAAAGGAAGCACCACGAGCCACAGCUGAGAGCCUCGAUGAACUCGACUCCGACGACGAUGAUGAGGUGGCGGGCGGCGUUGGGUACCGGCCAGUCGACGUCAACUUGACGGCACUCAAGAACAUUCUCGAGUCAUACAGCUCCCAGGAAGGGCUGCCAGGUCCUGCUGGGAACCUGCUAUCAGCCAUGGGGAUCAGUGUUCCACGCAACGAAGAUGAUCAGUGAUCAUUGCAUCGUUGUGACUUAUGAGUGACGAUUUGUGCUACGUGUGGCAUGCUACAAGUGGUCCAGCUUUAUCAGUUGCUUCCAGUCCAGCUGCUACGACCUACGCAAGAUGUACAGGGUGUUUCAGAUGGGAAGAGCCGAAGUUUUUUUUUUUUUGGAAGAUGUUGAAGGGGCAUAUUAAACAGAGUUUUUUUCCUUGUCUAUAUAUGCAUUACUGUUAACAGAACACCUAGUUCCUUGAGACAUAGAUGACAGCAGCUGCGUUGGUGGUGCCAUCUUGUGGUUAAGAGCUUAACCGGAGUGGACGUGUAGCUAUUAUUGUACUGACCAGACGCAUUCUACUUAGUGGCUGGUGUGACGUGUUUGCAGCGACGCAACCAAUUAACAUUCAGUUCUUUCAUUUUUUAAAAACGUUCUUUCGAUGAGAACACUUACGUAACACAAAACAUGUGUAAUGCAUUGUGGUUGGACAAAAAUUCACAAGAUGUUACUGUUAGUGUUGUUACUGCUGUCCGCUUACCUGGUAACGUGGUACUCCAUCAACGGUAAUACAGUGGAACCUCGUUUAUAUGAUCCUGCAUAAUACAUUUUUGGGGAUAAUACCUUUCUUUUUCUUUUCCCGAUAAAAUGAUUUGGCUGGAUAAUACGUUGGGUGAUACGAUUUUUGGAUGAUACGCCUUAUUUUUCGGUUCCCGUGAAGAUCGUAUCAACGAGAUUCCACAUGUACAUCAUUAAAUGUGACAGAGUCACAAGUUGUCUUAUCAGUUUUAAGAAAAUAUUUUAUUUUAGUCAUGUUUUUGUUUAAUUAUUUUUGUUAGGGCACAAGGCAUGUCCACUUAUUGGAUCUCUAAGUCAAACCUGGCAAUGAUUCUCAGAUAAGCAUUCUCAAACUCUGUCACAAAAUAUGUUGCCAUCCCACUUAGCUUUGUGCUGCCUUGCAGGCAGGACGCUUUAGAAAAUAUGUUAACUGGAAUGCGAAUGUUUUUCUCCACAAGUUUGGGAGGGACAUUUUGAAAUGUUAGUCUUGGGGCAUUCUUACUAACUUUACACUUUGCUCACUGAUUGGAUUCAAUUCUGCAAAUACAACAUGUGCUCUAAUGCAGUGGUUUAAAAUGUUGCUUGGCAUCUAUUGUUGAAGUAAUUAGAUAAUCGGGGAUUGUCACAUGUUUACUAACAUUCGCUCCCGGUAGUGAAUUCAUUGGUGGAAGAAAGACAUCAUUAUGUCUAUUGCGCAGUCUUAAAAAUUUUGGCUCUUCCCAUUCAGAACGUUCUGUACAAAGUUAUGCAAGUCCGAAGAGAGCAGGAGGAACUGUCAGUAUUUGUUUUACAAGCAUGCAGCUGCGUUAUUAUGUGCAGUGUCCAUCGCACCUGUCCCAACCCAAGCGUGUGUUGGGGCACGGGGAUAACAGGGCUUAUUCCCGUCUGAAUAAAAACAUGACAUAGUA
Molecule: messenger RNA, 3556 nt
Organism: Dermacentor silvarum
Lineage: Eukaryota; Metazoa; Arthropoda; Arachnida; Ixodida; Ixodidae
Product: protein ecdysoneless homolog
Exons: 13
Coding region: 27-2111 (694 amino acids)
Cellular component (GO): nucleus
Source: RefSeq, a predicted model, not a curated record